GCCGGCGCCCUUUUCCUCCGUUGGGGACCCUGCCCCGCACGGCAGGGUCGCUGGUCCUAGUCCAGCUCUUCCGCCGAGGCCAACGCCCACGGUGGCGGCCGCACUCCCGGCCCGCCAGGCCCAGCUUCUCGGCUGCCGCCGCCUGGCGUACGGCCUGCUCUGAGGCGCGCCUUCUCUCCCCUCGCCCCACCGUCCUCCUCCCCCUUCACGGAAACGACAGCUGUGGUGGCGUGGCUGGCGCCGCCUCCCUCCACCUACCACGUCUGCCCCCGGCGCCCCAGCCCGGCCGCGGCGCCUCCGCCUCCCAGCUAAGUCAGCCGGCGGCUCCGCCCGGCUGCCGCCCAGGAUGAACAUCAUGGACUUCAACGUGAAGAAGCUGGCGGCCGACGCGGGCACCUUCCUCAGUCGUGCCGUGCAGUUCACAGAAGAAAAGCUUGGCCAGGCAGAGAAGACAGAAUUGGAUGCUCACUUAGAGAACCUCCUUAGCAAAGCUGAAUGUACCAAAAUAUGGACAGAAAAAAUAAUGAAACAAACUGAAGUGUUAUUGCAGCCAAAUCCAAAUGCCAGGAUAGAAGAAUUUGUUUAUGAGAAACUGGAUAGAAAAGUUCCAAGUCGUGUAAACAACCCAGAACUUUUGGGACAAUAUAUGAUUGAUGCAGGGACUGAGUUUGGCCCAGGAACAGCUUAUGGUAAUGCCCUUAUUAAAUGUGGAGAAACACAAAAACGAAUUGGAACAGCAGACAGAGAGCUGAUUCAAUCAUCAGCCUUAAAUUUUCUCACUCCAUUAAGAAACUUUAUAGAAGGAGAUUACAAAACAAUUGCUAAAGAAAGGAAACUAUUACAAAAUAAGAGGCUGGAUUUGGAUGCUGCAAAAACCAGACUAAAAAAGGCAAAAGCUGCAGAAACUAGAAAUUCAUCUGAGCAGGAAUUAAGAAUAACUCAAAGUGAGUUCGAUCGUCAAGCAGAGAUUACCAGACUUCUGCUAGAAGGAAUCAGCAGUACACACGCUCAUCACCUCCGCUGUCUGAAUGACUUUGUAGAAGCCCAGAUGACUUACUAUGCACAAUGUUACCAGUACAUGUUAGACCUCCAGAAACAACUGGGAAGUUUUCCAUCCAAUUAUCUUUGCAACAACAAUCAGACUUCUGUGACACCUAAUCCAUCUGUUUUAUCAAAUGCAAUUGGUUCUUCUGACAUGGCUUCAACAAGUGGCCUAGUAGUCAACUCUCCUUCCAACCUCAAUGACCUUAAGGAGUGUAGUGGCAGCAGGAAGGCCAGGGUUCUUUAUGAUUAUGAUGCUGCAAACAGUACUGAAUUAUCACUUCUGGCAGAUGAGGUGAUCACUGUGUUCAGUGUCGUUGGGAUGGAUUCAGACUGGCUAAUGGGGGAAAGGGGAAAUCAGAAGGGCAAGGUGCCAAUUACUUACUUAGAACUGCUCAAUUAAAUAGGUGGACUAUGCAAAGAUUACUUAUCAUGACAUCAUAUUUAUACACAGUUAACCUCUAAAUAAAGCAGGUUUAAGUAUCUUCCAUGUUAAUGUCUUCAGAGACUGAAAAGAAAAUUACCAGCCAUCAGAAACUGGCCUUUCUGCCAAUAAAGUUGCAUGGUAAAUAUUUCAUUACAGAAUUUAUGUUAGAGCUUUCAUGCCAAGAAUGUUUUCUUUUAAAAUUCUCUUUACUGAAGCUUCACUAACAAGCAGCUUCUACUUUUGAGCCCAAACUUAAGGCAGAAGAACCGUUUUCUACUGAAUUUUUCAUUAACAGCAAGCUUUUUCUUUUAUGUAAAAUAAACUUACUGUGAAUUAAUAUCAGUGACUCAUCUAUUAGGUAUAAUUAUUAGCCAAAGAAUAAAAUUAAAAAUUGUUUUAAACUUCUGGUUUGAAAAGAGCUCUAGAAUUUAAACCUCUUUUGUGAAGAAUAUGUUUCUAAAUGCCUCCAUAAACAGAAAUGCAAUUUACCAUGUUUACCUUGUUUUCUAAUAGAAAUCAAAUGAUUUCUAUUAUUUUGAUGGGUUCUUUUGGGGGGUUUUGUUUAUUUUUUUAAAACAUUACUGAAUGGUUUCUUUUAAUGACAACCAGUCCUUGAAAAGCAUUAUCAUAUUUCUCUGAUACAUUUAUAGUUAAAGUUCUCAAACAUCUGGGACAAAUUCGGUUUGCUAAACAUAAUGUUUAAGAUUAUUCAGUUGGCACAAUUUAAUGCAUAAUCACUUGGAUUCAUUAAGAACAUACUGCAAUACAGUAAGAAGGAUUUGUUCCUAUUGAACAACAAAUCUGUAUGAAAAUAUGGAUUAGUGCAACUACGUUCAUUAUAAAUUGUGUACAAACAAACCUUUGGUUACUCUGAGCUUACUUUAAAUUUUUUUAAAUUUAUUAAUGAAUGUAGGUUAUCUUGGUCAGGAUCUCUGGUUAUGAAAUACACAGUUAUGAAAUUAUUGGUGACAUAUUUGAAGCUAGAGAAUUGCUAUUUGGGCCAUUGCUAUGAAUCAGCAAUGGCUAUAAAUUAGGAAAUUGGCAGAGUGUUUCCAUGUUAGUUAGGACUUCUGUUCUCAUUCAUUCAUUCAGUAAACAUUUGUUGAGGGCCAGGUACCAUGUUGAUCAACCGAGGAUACUAUGCUGAACAAGAUGCACACAGUCCUUGCCCUUGCAGAACUUAAAGACCAGUAAAAGAUACAGAAAAGUAAACAAGCACUUGACCUAUAACAGGAUCAGCAUUACGGUGUAAGAUAUGUAGAGUACCAUGUUUGGGAGGCACCUAACACAGAUUUGAGGAAUGAGUGUUGGUUUGGAGAGGAAGUGUUCCAGGUAGAGGCAAAAAGAUAAUACCAGGCUAGAGCCAAGAGAGGGUAGCACAUUCUGAUAACUAAAAGUAGUUCAAUCUGGCAUAAGCAUGAAGUGCAAAAGUGUAGUUCGCCUAUUCAGGGAAUGUUAAUCUAUCAAAAUGAGAUUUUUUGGUACUUUAAAAAAAUAAUACUUAAUCAUCAUUUUAAAAUAUCCUUUUUUAUUAAGCACCUAAUAAGAGCUUGGUAAACAUGUUAAUAAUUUAUUUCACAGUCCAUACUUUAAGAGUAGUUGUGACCUUUUUUUUUUCUGUUCUAUGAGACAAAUUUCUCUGCAAUUUUAUGGUUGUAUAAAACAUUUUGACUCACGGUAUGAAUUGCCAUAUUCUUAACCCCAAAAGCUGCUCAAGCUGGUUAGUUUUCUAUAGAACCAAGUGAAUUAAGUAUUUUCCCUCCUUAAGAGAGGAAGUUCUACAGCCUAGAGUAGUAUCUAUUAUAUAAGACCAGAUUUAGGCUUUGAAACAUCAUACCAAAAAUUCAAGUCAACAGCAACUAUAAAUUAGGUUUUGGGAAGUAGAGUAAUUAAGGGGAAAGAAUAUAGGUAAUGGAGUGAAGUGGUCCUGGAUUCAAUCCCAGUCUUGCUCACUUACUGUACUCUUUGAGCUUCAGUUCAGAUGUAUAACUGCUGUUUCCUUACCUGUAAAGUGGGGAUAAUAAUUAUGCCACCUUAGCGUUGUUGAGAGGAUAAUAUAGCAAACGUUAUCUUGUAUGUUAGGUGCUUUUUAGGGAAAGGCUUGCACAUAAUAAACAUGUUCUGUAAAUGUCAGUUUCCCAAGCUGGCUAGUUGGCUCAAUUGGUCAGAGUGUGGUGCUGAUGAUAACACCAAGGCCCGGGAUUUGAUCCCUGUACCAGCCAGCAAAAAAAUAAAUGUAAUUUUCCCCUUGUUAGCCCCUAUAGCUUCCUGACCUGCCCAAACUAUAGACAUGUUUGUGACUGUGUACCAGAGAUAUCUCUUUUACAUUCAUUCUCUGUUUUACUCCCUGUCAUCCUCCAGCCUUGUUAAAUCAGACCCAGGUCUAGGUUUAAUCUGACCACACUUGGUAUAAAAAAUUUCUUUUUUUUUGGUGCAAUCUGGCCAGUACUAGGAUCUGAACCCUUGACCUUGAUGUUAAGUGUAAAUUCUUUAUUGAGACCUUCUGCUUUCUGUCAGGCAUAUGUUGAUUAUAGAACCCAACAAUGUGUAGAAGCCUUCAAUAACAUUAAGGUUCAAGGGCUUCUUGUACCUUUGUCUACCACAAAUUUACCACAAUAUGUAGGCUUGUUCUUAUGUUUAUUGCUUUUUGUUUUAAUAGGGUUUUGUUUGGUUGGUUGGUUAGGGGGUUUUUUUUGGUUUUGACUUAUUUAAAGUAAUAGGUUUAGUUUUUACUCAGGUAAAGGCCUGUGUAGGUUCUUAGGCAUGGAAGAAAAAGCUUAGGAAGCCUACUAAUUCAUGGUGCAAUUCAGAAUUGUUUAAGUACAAACAAAAAAAAGUGAUUGGAUUGCAUCUACCUCUGUUCUUAACACAAAAUGUCAUGGUGUUAAAACUUUUUUUAUGGUGCUAAUCAGAAAAAAAUACAUUGCAGGAGAUGAGGUUCUAAAAAUGGAAUGUGCCUGACUCUGGGUAACGUGGGAAAUAAGAAACCUGAGGCCAGGAUCACCAGUGUGUUAGAGUCCGUCCUUAUAGUCUGCUGUUAUCCUCCACCACAACAAAGGAACAAAAUGAGACUGGGGAAGCUGAUGUGGGAAGAAAUUUCUGAGAAUAAUCUGUGGAGUAGAGAAGAUGAUGGAGGGCAGGAUAAGAAACCACAGAGUCAAUUAUACCCAGAGAGGCCUAGCUUACUCCUUGCUUUGUUGACUGGAUUCCUGAAAAAUUCCUUCUCUAUCUCCCAAACGCCUGAAAUUUUAAAAAAUAUGUUGCCCUCAUGUGUAGCACUUCAAGCCUGGUUGAGGAACCAUACUGGGGAGAUGGCUUUACAGUUUGGCCUAAAGACAACUUUGCCUCAACCCCUUCUCCAGAUGAUUGAGUGGCUUUUACCUCAGGAUGAGACUCAAAAAUAGGGGAGGGAGUUCCACGACCACAACCGCCCUCUCUCCCACAUUAUGCUAAUUAAAAAGUCUACUCAGAGCAGUGGUUCUGGAAGUGUGAGGCCCCAGAACAGCAACAUUAGCAUCACCUGGAAACUUGUUAAAAAUGCUAAUUACUAUUUCCAACCACUUUCUACCUUCAUUUGUACUUAUUUUUUGUCUUCAAGGGCCUGUGAAACUGGUCUUGUUCUCUCAUGUGACAGCUUUUAAAAUAUUUUAAAACAAAAACUAAGUUCUGAUUUAUACUACAUUCUAGCACUAAUCUUAAUUGUAAUUAUAUAGUUAUUUUUAUAGUUUGUUUACUAUAUAUCUUUCACUCUAGAAUGUAUGCUCCCUGAGAUAGAGACUACAAUUCUUUUGAUCACAGUUAAAUUCCAUAUUCUUAGCACAAGACCUAAUACAAAGUAAGUACUCAGUAAAUGUUUGUUGAAUGAAAGAAAAGAUGCAAAUUUAUAAGCUUUCCCCAAGACCUACUGAAUUAAACUAUGGAGGUGGGGACCAGCAAUCUGUUAUAAUAAGCCAUUUGAGUGAUUCUGUUGCACUCUAAAGUUUGAGAACCACUGCAGUAGAACUAAGAGAACUUGCGUUUCACCUUCAGGCCUACUAUCUGAUGUCACUUGAAAAAAUUCUCCCUGCCUUCUGUAACUCUUACCAACAACACUCUCUGUCAGAUGUAGGGGAAUAUUCUGGGAUAUAUUACAAGUGGGUAUGAAGGUAUAAGAAUAUGUAUAGUAUAAGUAAGGGAAAUAUUGCUUAGAAUGCCAGUACUUGGUUACUGUAGAAGGUUUCCAGGAAUGGAUCCCUUAGUCUGAAGAAGGGUGUAAGCACUACCACCACCCACAUUUUCACUUAGCACAGUGCCUUUUAAUUGGACUAGUUAACAUCUGAACUCCCUGACAAACUUAAGGCCUUAUCAGACUAACAUAUGUGUAUACCCCAUGUUCCUCCCAGGUUACCAAACCCUGCCCUCAUUCCUAUUUAAGCGAAACUUUUUAACAAUUGUUAAUGCUUUUUUAUAAUACAAGUCAUACCCAUGUUGACAAAAAGAAAAAAAAAGUUAAAAAGAUAAAA
Cynocephalus volans (Philippine flying lemur) is the source of this 5970-nucleotide messenger RNA. It is a transcript of the gene SH3GLB1, whose product is annotated as SH3 domain containing GRB2 like, endophilin B1. Gene Ontology annotation, biological process: membrane organization. NCBI's taxonomy places the organism in Eukaryota, Metazoa, Chordata, Mammalia, Dermoptera, Cynocephalidae. The transcript is spliced from 9 exons. The coding region runs from base 347 to 1444 and encodes 365 amino acids. Gene Ontology annotation, molecular function: protein binding. The record is from RefSeq and is a predicted model, not a curated record. Gene Ontology annotation, cellular component: cytoplasm; membrane.